AUGUUUUCUAGGACUUUGGCCUCGUCGGCGUUUCGGCCACUUUUCCGACAGCCUCAAGUGUUGCAACCUAGAUUCGCUGGCAUUCAGCUGCCCUCUACCCUCUAUGCCCGGUAUCUGUCUUCGGAGACACGGUCAGCUAUUGACAAAGCUGUCGCAUCUGCACCCGUCGUUCUUUUCAUGAAGGGCACGCCAGAGACGCCGCAGUGCGGUUUCUCUCGAGCCAGUAUACAAAUUUUGGGACUGCAGGGAGUGGAUCCGAAGAAGUUUGUUGCAUUCAAUGUGUUGGAAGAUUCAGAACUUCGUCAGGGUAUCAAAGAGUAUUCCGACUGGCCCACAAUCCCGCAAUUGUAUCUGGAGAAGGAGUUCAUCGGUGGCUGCGAUAUUCUGAUGUCUAUGCAUCAGAAUGGAGAACUUGCUAAAUUGCUCGAAGAGAAGGGGGUCCUUGUGGCGGCCGACUAA
Molecule: messenger RNA, 459 nt
Organism: Aspergillus luchuensis
Lineage: Eukaryota; Fungi; Ascomycota; Eurotiomycetes; Eurotiales; Aspergillaceae
Gene: GRX5
Product: monothiol glutaredoxin GRX5
Exons: 3
Coding region: 1-459 (152 amino acids)
Source: RefSeq, a predicted model, not a curated record